GCAAAACUUUAUGUAAAUCAGGGAAAGGACUCGUCGGCUGCUUGGAUUCAAUCUGUCAAUACAAUGGGUCACAUACAUUGUGGUGCUAUUGCGAGCUUUUUAUCAACAUUAUUCGUAGUAUUUUCUUGUAUUUGUCAGUUAUCACUCGGUACCGAACUAAGUUUUGUUACAUGUGGGUCUGUUGUAAAACUAUUGAAUGUAAAGCACAACGUGAGACUACACUCGCACGACGUUCGUUACGGCUCCGGCAGCGGGCAGCAGUCUGUCACGGGGGUCACCACGGUUGAGGACAGUAACAGCUACUGGAGUAUUCGUGGGACCAGGGACGCCUUGUGUCAGCGGGGUACACCUGUAAAGUGUGGGCAAGCCAUCCGCCUCACGCAUGUCAACACGGGACGCAACCUGCACAGCCACUACUUUGCUUCCCCGCUUUCCUCUAAUCAGGAGGUGAGUGCGUUUGGGGAGGAAGGAGAAGGGGACCACCUCGACGAGUGGACAGUUCACUGUGCGGGAUCCGUGUGGAAGCGCGAGGAGGCCAUCCGCUUCCGUCACAAAGCCACAGACGUUCUGCUGUCGGUCACAGGGGAGCAGUACGGGCGGCCCAUCCACGGUCAGAUGGAGGUCCAUGGCAUGGCGAGCCCCAGUCAGCACAGCCUGUGGAAGGCCAUGGAGGGAAUCUUCAUGAAGCCCAGCGAAAUCUCAGCAGGCGGCCAAGACUACAGUCACACACACACAGAGUUUUGAGCCGUGCUGUUCCUUUUCCUGUCCUGUCUCUUCUUGAUUUCCCUUCUUCCUGCUUCUGUGCGAUUAAGUCCGUCACAGCAGCCAACGUUCCACCUGAACAAGUGUGCGAACAGUUAAAGAUCAAAACUUGAAAGUCAGCCGCUAUCCAGUUUGAAAGUGCACAAACUACAUCAUAAAAUGCCUUAAAAUAUCCAAGGAGUCAUAUUUAAAUCUUAUUUAUGACUGUUUUUGACCUUUAAUAUCUUUUUGAAAUGGGCUUUUUAAAGACUUUAUGCAUUCUAGUGCAAAAAUGUAGAAGGGAGGGAUUGUUUACACAUCAAGAAAUUCACCAGGGAAGUCAUUCUGUAUUAAGUCAUUGAAAUGUAAGAUUUGUGCCUUCUUAAAUAAAAUUAUAGGUGUUAAGAAAAGCAAAGCUUUUAAACAUCUUAACAAAUAUUACCUUUUAGAAUAAUUUUUAUGUUACUUGUAAGCAGUAUUCUACAAAAAACAACCUGUCAACAGUUUUCCUAAAGAAAAAAGAAGUAAUUUAGUCUUCUUUUCUGUCAGUGUUUUAUAUAAAUUAUUCUGCAUUCAUUGACUUGAGAACAAGCGGUUUUAUGUGUGAAGAUGUAACUACAUUGGAUGUUUAUUGUCAGUAUAGGAUGAGUUUUUGAAGCUUUCCAGAGUUUACAAUCGUACAGUUCCUGCAUACAGAUGUGUCCUAAUUGUUAAUAACUGACAGUGAAUACCUCACAUUAAAGCAUUUUUAUGUCCAUCAG
Messenger RNA from Oryzias latipes (Japanese medaka), 1502 nucleotides. It is a transcript of the gene sdf2, whose product is annotated as stromal cell-derived factor 2. NCBI's taxonomy places the organism in Eukaryota, Metazoa, Chordata, Actinopteri, Beloniformes, Adrianichthyidae. The record is from RefSeq and is a predicted model, not a curated record.